Molecule: messenger RNA, 21692 nt
Organism: Cebus imitator (Panamanian white-faced capuchin)
Lineage: Eukaryota; Metazoa; Chordata; Mammalia; Primates; Cebidae
Gene: FSIP2
Product: fibrous sheath interacting protein 2
Exons: 17
Coding region: 1751-21628 (6625 amino acids)
Source: RefSeq, a predicted model, not a curated record
UUAUCAGUUAGUUUAAGGAUUAUAGUAUAUAUGUUUAAUUUAUUAGGGUAGAUUGUAAAGGGUGAUUAUACUAUAUUAUACUAUUUCACAUAUAAGAACAUUGCAAUAUCAUGCUUGAUUUUUUUUUCCAUUUGGCCUUUAUGCUAUUUUGGUCAUUUAUUUAUAAUCAUAUAUGUAAUAAAUCCCACACUACAUUGUCAAGUUUGUCUAAAUAAUUAUUUAUCUUUUAUCAUGAUGUAAAUAAGUCACAUAUUAUAUUUGGCCAUAUACUUAAAUUUUUUUUGCUCUUUAUUCUUUUUUUGUAUACCCAUAUUUUCAUGUGCUAUCAUUUUUUUCUUCUAUCUGAACAGCUUUCUUUAACAUUGCUCCUACUGCAAUUUACUUUUUUAUGUCUGCAAAAGACUUUACCCUUAUUUUUGAAAACUUCUUUGAGUAUAUAUUGGUUAAAUCAACUAGGUAUAGAAUUCACCAUUGACUAUUUUUUUAUUUUAAUACUUUAAAGAUGCUGUUUCACUUUCUUCUCUACAUUGGUUCCAAGGAAAAUCUACUGUCUUUAAACUUUAUUUUUCUCUAUGUAACAUAAUUUGCUUUUCUAGUAAAUUUAAAAAUUUUCUUUUUAUCAGUAAUUUUGAGAAAUUUGAUUGUUAUGCCUUGGUGAAAUUUUUCUUGUUUCCUAUGCAUUGGUAUUUUGGGCUUCUUCGAACUGUGGGUUUAUGGUUUUCAUCAAAUUUGAAACACUUUAGGUCAUUAUUAUCAAAUAUUAAUUUUAUCUUCUCUCUCCUCUCUUCAAGUAUAUUAGGCUGCUUGAAGUUGUCCCAUAUCUCACUGAAAUUUUUCAUUUAUUCACCCCUCUGUGUUUUCUUUUGGAUGGUUUCUGUUUCUCAAUUCACAUUAUCUAAUCUUUUGGAAUGUCUACUCCACCAUUAACACAUCCAUUGUAUUGUUCAUCUCACAUAUUUGAAAACUGCUUUUGGACCUUUUUAUAUCUUCCAUAUCUCUUCUUCACUUUGUUUACAUACAAAUUGCAAUUAUAUUGACUGUACUGUUUCAUUUUUGUCAUUUUUGAGUUAAUUCAGUUGGUCUACUUAUUUUGUAAGCCAUAUUCCCCUGUUUCUUUAUAUCUAGUGUGCUUUGAUUGGAUGCCAGACAUAAAUUUUACUUUGUAUACUGAAUAUUUUUAUGUUAUUAUAAAUAUUAUUUAGAAUUUUUGGAUGUAGAUAAUUUAUUUGGAAACAAUUUGAUUGUAAAGGUCUUGCCUUUUAUGAUUUGCUGGUGGGGCCAGAGCCAUGUGUAAUCUGGGGCUUAUUAUUCCCUGCUGCUGAGUUAAGACCCAUCUUCCUUCUCUACUCAAAGCCUUAUGACUCAUGAAGUUUUUCCAGUGUAGCUUUACAGUGAAAUAUUUCUAGUGGGAAUAGGCAUGUUUUCUACACCUAGGUAGGUUCCAGUGACUGUUUUCCCCAGUCCUUUAGGAAGGUCUUUACUGUAGUCUUGGGUAGUUGUUUUACAUGAGCUAAUCCAUUUCUUGCUAAAUAUUGCAAGAACCCUCUGAGAAUCUCUGAGUUUUUUUUCUAUACGCAUUUAUUGUCUUUCUAGUACAUUCAACAGUAGCCCAGAUAUUCAGAAAGGGAAAUCAUAUUUUAUGUACUAUAUUAUGUUUACGUCUGGUAGACCUGAGUGAUAUUUGGGUAAGCCCGCAGGAAUCUUCCAAUUGAAGAUGAUUGAGAAAUUACUUUAACUCACCAGGGCAGCCAUGGAUAUGAUACUCUGCCUGAUCAGAAACUGGAUCAGUCCUCUGAUGAUGUGUAGAGCGAAACAAGACCUUUUAGAGAAAAAAAUGGCUUAUCAUUUACAAAAAAUGCAAGAUACUGGCUGUAAAGGAGAAGAUAUGGGGAAAAAUACAUUGAAGUACAAAGGUCAAGAUGGAAAACAUGGUGAAUCUUCUCCAAAGAAUAAAAGGAAGACUUCUGAAGAUAUCAUUUUAGUUUAUCCUGCUGGAGACCAGAAUACCUAUGAAGAAAUAUCUGGAAAUACAGCAACUGCUGCUCAUCAGAAUCAAAAUAGUUCAGAGAAUUUUAUGAAAAAAACCUCAACUUCUGUUGUUCAGGCAAAUGUACAGGAUAAUGUUAUAAAUCAAAAGAGAGAUGGGAUGAUAUCUAAAAACUCAAGUAUUAUCGAUGAUAGAGGAGAUACUAACAUUGCAGGCCAAGGUUCAAUUAUUGCAGCUCAGGCAUCACCCACAAGAAAUUUAUCCAGAUUUUCACAGGCAUUUUUGGAUCCUUCAAAAGAAGAGGAGACAAAUGCUAACUGUAAUGGAAAAGCAACCAAGAGAUCAAGCUAUCUCUACAAAUCAGGACCUCAGGCUCAGGCUACAGACCCGGGUAUAUUUUCUUCUCCUGUUAACACAAAUAUGCAACAGAACUCACUGCAAAAUUGCUUGCAAGAAAAAGUGACUUCUGAAGAACUGAAUAUUAUAAUUCAGAAUAUAAUGACCUGGGUUGUGGCUACAGUGACUAGUAUAUUGUAUCCAGCCAUCACAAAGUAUGAAGAAAGAUUGAGAGAUAAUACAUACCCAGCAUCUGAUAACUCCAUCCUCUCUUCAGAUAGUUCAAGUUUCUGCAGCACAUGCAGUGAAGACUUUACAUAUAGAACCUACACAUCUUCAACAACUAAAACAUUUCAGGCAGAACCCUGUGCAUUUGCAGUUGACCUGUCAGUAAGGAGACCAACCACACCGAUAAAACUUUCUCCUGCACAUAAGGGAAGAACUGCUGUGGGGAAAACCUAUCAUGCAAAAGGACAAUCUAUAACCUCUACACUUAAAUAUAAUAAAAGCAACGUGCUAUGUUCAUACGCUAAGCUCAGAAGUUGUAAAUCAGAUAGUCAUCUUUUAGCAUCAUUUGAAACAAGCACAACGAAGUCUAAGGAUGCCACUACUGAAACAGAUAGCCUAGGGAGUUCAUUGAUUUGUGAUAAAAAAGCAAAAGCCAUAGAUGAAAUGAAGAAUUUAAAAAAUGUGUUUGUUAACUUUAAAUGUCACUUGAAAGGGGAAACUAAAGUGAUUUUAGAAAGCAUUUUUCGUGAAAUAAUGUCUGAUUUAACCCAGGCCAUUCCCUGUCUCUCUUCUGUUACUGCUGAAGUUUUUGUUGAACAAUGUGAAUGUGAAAAAGAAGAUUUGCCCUCCAAUGUUGAUAUUUGCUCACUUGCUUCUGAGAUUGUGGAAAAUAUGCUUGAGAAGUUAGAGUCUGCAGUGGAGAAAAAAUGUGUUGAGAUGUUUUCACAAGAAGAUGUACCAGUCAACAUUAAACCAAGCUUAACAGCCAGUGAUGAACAUCUCCCAUCAUCAAAUAAAAAACCUUUGAUGGAGUCAAUGCCUCAUACUUUGGACCCGAUGUAUGAUAUUGCAGAGGACAUGGUGCAUGCCAUUUUAGAAAAGCUGAUGUCUCUUACUUCUUCUAAGCAAAAAGAAUUUCUUCAUCUUAAAGAUUCGACUAAGCUUUCCUGCCAGCAACAUAAGACAGACCCAGUAUGUAUGUUCCUUCAGAGAGCUAGCAAAAAUAAAUCUAGUCUUGAAUCUGACACAGCUAGUUUAAUUGUCAAUGAAGAAAUACAAAAUUUACUAUCAAAUAUUUUUUCUCAAUCCUCUUUGGUUGGUUAUAUAGAGGAAGCAAUUAGUGCUAUACUAGGUUAUAUACAAACUGAACUAAAUAAUGAGAGAAUUAUUGCAUCUGAAGAAACAGUAGUACUCCUUCAGCUACUUGAUGAUAUCCUUGUUCAGCUCCGUCAGGAACCAGCAAAGGAAAAUUUUCCAAAAAGUAGACAAUCUAGAAUAAGUAGUCCUUCUGACACCAAAGAAAAGUACAGACUCGCUGGCACUAGAUUAUCUAAUAGUCCUAGGUCUAGAAGACCAUUUCUACCUAUAAAUGUUCCAGGCAUGGUUCUUUAUUCUGAAGAUGAGGAGACAGACAAUAUUGUAAAAAAUGUGCUUGAUUCAACUUUCAAAGAUGAAAAAGUAAAAUCACAAGAACAGAUUCCUAAUGAUUCAUUUACAAAGGGAAACACUUGUUUUGAGUACAAAAGAAAUAUCAAACCACCUACAAAGCCUGUUUCUAGAAGCCAAGUUGCAUUUCCUGAUUGGGAAUUAAAGACUGAGCCACCAUCUCUUAAUCAUAAAGAUACUUUAAAGAAAAAACUUUGUUUGAAUAAAGUUAUUUCAACCUUCAGCCAAGACCAAAAGCAUCAAAUACAAAAGGCUUCAGAAAACAUAGUCACAAGUGUUUUAAAAGAAAUGCUCAAGGACAUAUCUUCUGUUCCUCCUGGUCACUUAGACAGAAAAACUGGCAAUGAAGCUUCAGUUCUUGUUUCACAAAAGCCUCAGGGACUGUCACAUCAAGAAUGGAUAGACCAGCUGUUUUCUGUUUCAGAAAUCAAUACAGUGGCUCAAGAAAUAACAGAUUCUGUGCUAAACAUACUUCAUAAGGCACAGAACUACAUUUCCAAUACCACUAGAAGUUGCAUUUCAUCCUCAGUUCAUCAGACUUCCUUAGAUAGUUCUGACACUGCAGACAGAGUCAAAGAAGCACCACAUAAAUGUUCAUUAAAAACAUGGUUUGACAGUGAAAAGAAAAUGCAAUCUUUAUCUUCAUUCAAUAUUGAUUCUGAAAAGCCUUCCUGGUUAAAAUCUGGAGAAAGUGAACUUAAACCUGUAGAUGACAUUAAUGAUAAGAUCAUUCAUAUAAUUUUUAAAAGACUGAAGUCAUUUAUUUGUCCAAAAUUGCAUAUGGGCUUCAAAUCUUCACUACAAUCUCAACUUAGUAAGUACACAGCUAAAAUAGUGAACAUUGUUUUAUGUGCUAUCCAGAAUGAACUGGAACUCCGUAAGAAAAACCUAAAUCUUAUGGAGAUGGACCAUACCAAAUCCCUUAUAGCUAACACUAAUAAAAAAUUAGAAUCUCUUGUCACAAGUAUUGAUGAUGACAUUUUGGCAAGUCCAUUAUUAACAUGCAUUUAUGAUAUGUUAUCCAGCAAAAAUGCAGAUCAAAGAAACAUUCCACUUUCUUCAUGUAUGCCAAAGUCUGCAGAUGACAGUGUUGAUGAACAAAGCAUUUUGCCAAAUAGGCAGGAUAAAAAAUCUUUUCACAAAUAUAUGGCUACUCCUUGUGCCCUCCACAGUGUCAAUGAUGAAAAAGAUAUUCAAAAUAAUGCAAAAUUGGAAGUGUUAGAUAGAAUUGGGGAAACACUACAUGAAAUGUUAAGCAAGCUCCUGGGAAGCCAAGAGACUACCAAUAAGAAUCAGAAAAUGGCUGCUGCAUUGCAGUCUAAUAUUCAGUUAGUUUCCAAAGCAAUUUUUGAUUAUAUCCUUGCAAAAUUAUCUGGAGUUGACAUGGAUGCCAGUUUUGCAAGUUGUGGAUUAAAAGCCAUCUCAGAGUCUCUUGACAUUAACAACCCAUCAUUUGCUUCAAUUACUGAGAAAAUGGCUAAAUCCACCAAAAUAAUCUCCAGCAUAGUUUCCAGAAUUGUUCAGGAGGGCAAUAAAGAGGGGACUCAAAGCAAAGCAAAACCUGUUGCUCCUGUGUCUUCCAAAGCAGAGAGCACAAAAGAAAUGCAUCCAAAUAAACUGAAAACUGUAGCUUCAGACAUUCUUAAUAUGGUUUUUGCUAAACUGAAAAGGUUUACCAAUGGAUAUUUAGAAAUUCUGGAUGCUAUUAAUGAUGAAAAUAAGGAAAGCAGUAAGAUGGGCUGGGAAUGUGAAAACACCAAUAUUUCCAGAGACACACAUGAAGAAUCAUUUCUGUCUGCUUUAUACACGCCGGCAAAGAAGGUAUCAAGUGCUAUCUUGAAGGCUAUUCAAACAGAAUUAAAUGUGACCUCAUCAGACUUGAAGACAAGUGUAAAAACCCCACCACCUGAGACUCAGGUUCUUACAGAUAUAGUCAAAUUAAUUUUAGAUACAGUCUCUUCAGAUAUGUUUAAUGAAACUGAAUCUGAAGAGGGAGGCAUUGAAACUUAUCGAUACAGGCCAACAUAUGGAAGUCUUCCUGGAGGAGCUGAAUCAGAUUCAUUUCUAGAAGAUGAUGCAUAUACAGAGAAAAAAAUUAUUGAUGAUAGAUCACUACAAAGAGAAGAAAUGAAAACACAUUCUCUUAAACAAUGGGCUCUAGAAAAAACUUUAAACAAAAUUGAAGUAAAACUCAAAGAACCAAAUAUAUCUCCAGUUGCUCCGAUCAUAAGAAAUAUUUUGAAUGAAAUUUUUCAAAGUACUUUAAUCAAUCAAUUAAAUGUGCUUUUUCUCUCCCACUCUCAUUUUAAUGACAUGCCUCACAAUGUUGAUGAGCCAAUUGCCCAAACACCUGUUCAAUGUAUGGAUAAAAUGAUGAAUCCUUUAAUUUCUGAAGCAGAUAUAACCACAGUAACAGAAAAUAUUGUUAAAACUGUAUUUCACAAACUUUAUUCAGCUGCCAUGACAGAAAGAAAUGUAAGGAAAAAUAGGUAUAAAACUAUCACUUUUUCAGCAAAUGUUUCUUUUCAUGAACACACCUAUGAAGGAAAGUCCUCUGUCACUGUCUUGGAUAAAAAUCCAUGUACUUUUCAGUCUAGAUUCAGUGUUGCUGACAAAGAGGCAAAGGUAAAUGUAGUUGAAGAUAUUGUACAGGCAAUAUUAACAAAUUUGGAAACGUUUGCUACUUCCAAAGUAAAAUCUCUCUUUUGUUCCCAAGUCAACUUUACAGUUCCAAUGGCCUUACCUAUUCAACAAGAUCAGAGUACAUUGAGCAAAGCAUUAUCAGCCAAAGAUCCAUAUUCUGAUGAGCAAUUUUCCUAUUGCUCAGUAGAUCAUACUAAGUCAGGAGAGACCAACUUGUGCCAACUGUCUUUGUCUAAAUUAAACAUUUAUGCACGACAAGUGGCUAGCAAAAAUUUACAAGAAAUUAAACAUGAAUUAGAUAAAGAAAAGGAUAAUCAUUUCUUAACUCACAACAUCGGGAUUUCUAAAAAUUUUGCAAGUCAAAUCGUUAACACAGUGUUAGACAUUAUAUCAUGUAAAGGCAAGUGUAACAAAAACAGUUCUGAUAAAGAGAUUGCUUUGGAUCAGCAAAAAGGUGUUAUUGAAAAGCUGCUCAAUAAAACCGAAUAUCAAAAAGUACUUCAGUUUCAAAUACAAGACACAAUUGAAGGUAUCUUAUGUGAUAUUUAUGAGAAAACUCUAUAUCAGAAUAAUCUGUCAUUUGCCACUCCCACUCUGAAAUGUAGCAUAGCUGAUAAAUAUUCAAAAGAAAGUUCUGAAAUGUUCAUGGAGGGUGCAAAUAAGUUUAUUCCUAAGCUUUCAGUUCCUAAAUCAGAUGUCAUUUUGAUAUCCAAUGAUAUAGUGAAUACUGUUCUUCAUAAUCUCAGUUCAGCUGUCAUGCUUAUCAUAAAUGCAAAGAAUCCUACUUCUGCAACAUUGUCCCUGACCUUUUCUGAUAUGUUUCCAAAAAUAGACUGUCAACAGCCUCUUAGGGGGUCAAAAACUGAAAGAAAAACAGAGUGUUUUUCGUAUUCAAGAAAUCAGAAAUCAGCUUAUGCUGAUGAUAAUCAUUUAACUGUAGUAGAGAAAGAAGACAUCCAGAAAAUUGCUGCUGAUUCAUGUGAAGAAAAUGCUAACUCCAUUACUAAAACUAUUUUUAAUCAUUUAGAAUCUUUUGCCACAAAAAGAAUUGAUUCAUUAAUUACCCUUGCUUUCCAACAUAAAGAAAAGUCAUUUGUUAUCCCAGAAUUGGAAAAUUGUAAACAAAAUGACAGCAUCUUUUAUGAUUCAAGCCAAGUGGAAUCAGAUGUGAAUGUCCUGCAAAUACCAGCAACUGAAACCAUUCUCAGCCAAGAGCUCACGGAUUUCACUUUUGCCAGUCACAGAGAAAAACUUGGAUCCAUAAUUCACCUAUCACAAGCUAGCCUUAAGACAUAUGCUGACAUCAUUGCCAGUGCCAUUUUGAAGCUUAUUAAAAAUGAUUUAGACUUAGAAAUUCAAAAGAUACAUCCAUAUUCAAACAAUAUUUUGUUCCAAGGAAACAUCAUUGUGAGUGCAAUUGUUGACAGUAUGUUAAAGAUGUUAGAUGAUAAAAGAUCUGCAAAGGAAAUUGGUUUCAAUUCAAAAGAGAAUCCUAACUUUUCACAGUUAACUUUAUCAAAUGAAAUAUUGCUGGGGCACAAAGAGAAGCAAAUAAAUACUAAACAAUUUCUGUUUAGAAAGUGUCCAUUAGAACAAAACCAACUGAUAUUGGAAAACAAAAGCCAGAUAAUUGUUUUGGAAGAAAUAUUUAUGAGAAAUGGAGAAUCAAAACACAAAGAAAAAGUUGAACUGCUCAGUGCAGUGGAAGAAUUGUUGAAUAAGUUAUAUCAAAGAAUAAGGGAAGUCAUAGGCCAUUUGCCUCCAUUUAAUGAAACUUCCAACUUUAUAUCUAAUUCUAAAAUUAAAACACGAGGCACAACACAGAAAAACAGUUUUCAAUCAUAUAUUAACAGUGUAGCAAAUGACAUAGUUGAAAGUGUUUUGGGGAAAAUGUACUUGGUAGUUGUGACAUCAUUGUAUGAAAAUAAUAAAAGUAGGAGAGAAGUUGAAACAUCUGACUGCAAUGAUUCCUUACCAAUGAAACCGUUAAGGUUUAGAGAAACUAAACAAGCAGGAAAAAUAAAUAGUUCCCCUAAAUAUGUGAUACCACAGGCUUAUUCUUAUGCAGGCAAUCAAAAUAUCUCUGUAAUGGAAAGCACAUUUUUGCCAUAUUUACCAUUGCAAGUGAAGAACGACUUAAUUCAAAUGGUUCUCAAUAAGAUUACAAACUUUGUCUCACUUCAUCUAGAAGAGAGUUUGUCCCCUGAACAUUGUGCUGAUAAGUUGCAACUUUUAAGGCCACACACUUUUAAGGUCAACCCUAAGGACAGCCCUAAGCCAUGCUUUAAAGCAAAUUUAAAAUCAAGAUCAAAACUUACCACUUUGCCUAAAUUUACAAAAAAACCACACUUAGGACUGAGUGCUGUUAAGGCCAAAAGCAAAACCAAGUUAGGUCCUAGGGAGAAGACCCCAAAAGACAGCCAAUCCAAAACUGCCAUUGGGUUGUCACACAUCAUGUCAACUGGAGAUGCCAAAAACUUACUGGACACAAAAUUGCCCACUUCAGAACUAAAAAUAUAUGCCAAAUAUAUAAUAAUUAAUAUCCUGGAAACAAUUGUAAAGGAAUUUGAAAAGGUAAAGCAAACCAAAGCCUUACCAUGUGAUCAAAUCAUAGCAGCAGGUAAAAUAGUUAAUACAGUUUUGCAAGAAUUAUAUGUUACAAAUAACUGCAGUUUGGCUUAUCCAAUCAAAUCCUCACAUCUCAAACUUUCACAGGGGAAUAUAAGCACAGGAUCCCAUGCUAAACAAGCAUGUUUUUACUUGGAGAAUAUUUCUUCACAGCUAGAACACAUUUUUCCUAGAAAAGGUAUAUUUAAAAAAUUGUUUGACAAGUGGCAAACAGAAUCAAAUGACAAGGAAAAUGAAAAAUGUAAGCUACUGAUGAUAGCUGAAAAUGUUUUGACUGAAAUUUCAGUAAAAGCUAAAGGAUUAGUAUAUUCUCUUUCACUUUUAAAUUUGCCGCCUCUUGAGAAUUGUGAAAGCAGGCUUUAUCAUCAUCUUAAAGGAGCUUCUACUAGAGCUGAGGAUAGCAAAGCACAAAUUAAUAUGUUUGGAAGAGAAAUUGUUGAAAUGCUAUUUGAAAAAUUACAGCUAUGCUUUCUGUCCCAAAUUCCCACUCCAGAUAGUAAAGAGACUCUAUCAAACAGUAAAGAAUACAUUACUGCUAAAAGUAAAUAUGGUUUUUCAAACAAGCAUAGCCUCAGCAGUUUACCAAUCUAUAACACAAAGACAAAAGACCAAAUUUCUAUGGGCUCUAGCAACCACAUUGUUCACGAGAUUGUAGAAAGGGUUUUAAACAUGUUAGAGUCAUUUGUAGACUUGCAGUUUAAACCUAUCUCCAAAUAUGAGUUUUCUGAAAUUGUGAAAAUGCCUAUAGAAAAUCUUCUUUCUACCCAACAGAAACUAUUAAACAAAGAAAUGUUGCCAAAAUUACAACCACUUAAAGUGUUUCCUGAUGAAUCCAAGUCAAAUACUAUUAUUUUUAAGGAAAACAUACAGGAUAUCCUUCUACGGGUUCAUUCAUUCCAUUCAAAAUUACUGACAUAUGCUGUUAAUAUCAUCAGUGACAUGCUUGGUGUAAUUAAGAACAAGCUAGAUAAUGAAAUAAGCCAAAUGGAACCAUCUUCAAUUAGCAUAUUGAAAGAGAACAUUGUAGCAAGUGAGAUCAUUGGCACACUAAUACACCAGUGUACUUACUUCAAUGAGUCUUUGAAACAAAACCCUUCAAAGGAAAGUUUAUUCCAUGGAGCUGAAAAUGCCUAUGUUGUUAAUCAGCUUGAAUUAGCAACUAAAAUGAAAACAUUCACCUCAAAUUUUGAGUUAAAGGAAGGUAGUUUGGGGAUUAAUCCUUCACUAGUGAGUAUAACUGACCUUAUGUUUUGUUCAGAUGAAGAUGUGAAAGAAAAGUACAGGGUUUUAUCAAAUUUACCCACCUCUGUCAGACCCUCUGUAGAAGACACAUUUAAAAGCUCAGAGCCAAUGAAAAGGCCUGAUUCAGAAACUAUGCCAUCGUGUUCUAGAAACAAAGUACAAGACCACAGCCCAAGGAAAUCCAACUUUGGUCAUUUUGAUGAGAUCAUGCAAGAAAAUCACAGCCUCCCUGAAGGCAGUAUCUCACAAAAGCUGUUUAGGAAAGCAAGCAGCUCCACAGAAGCAUCAUUAAAGCAAGUCUUUUCAUUCAUAGAAAUGGGAAAAGGUGAAAGUCUAAGAGCGUUUCAUUAUGAUACCCUAAAACCAGGUGUUGAACCAAAUCAAAUUCAGGCAACUGUUUCUCCACUCAAAAUAUGUUUAGCUGCAGAAAAUAUUGUCAGUACUGUGCUAUCCAGCUGUGGCUUUCCAAGUCACCCACACACUAAUGAGAAUGUGGAAAUAAUGAAGCCAUUUUUCAUAUCAAAACAAAGCUCUUUAUCUGAAGUAUCUGGAGGACAAAAAAGUAAGGAAAAAAGUGUUCUUAGAAUGCAGGAUGAAAUAAUCAGCUAUAUACCUGAAGAAGAAAACAAAAACCUUGAAGCCAGCAGGGAAGAGUCUUCUUUCCUGCAAAAAUUGAAAAAAAAGAAUUACCCAAACAUAGAGACUCUGAAAGAAGUUGAAGCCUUUACUUUUGCAGAUCAUGAAUUGGGUCCCAAUGAAGUUCAUCUGAUAGCAAGACAUGUCACUACAUCUGUGGUCACAUAUUUGAAGAACUUUGAAACUAGAGUUUUUAGUGAGGAGAAGAUGUCUACGGUUUCUACAUGGUCAAGGAAAAAGUAUGAAUCAAAACAGUCCCUAGGAAACAUAUAUAAUGAUUCCUCAAUUUAUCAAUGUUGUGAAUAUCUCACUGAAUCAGUACUUUAUCAUUUAACUUCAAGCAUUUCUAAUGGCACCAGGAAGGGUAGAGAAAAAGAGAAAGUAUGGGAAAUUCAAGAAGCAGCAUUUAUCAAGAUUAUUUCAAUUCAUUCUCAAAUGUUUGCAAGCAAGUCAAUUUCCAUUGGAGAACUUGCUUUAUGUAUUUCUGAAAUCAUUAUUAAAAUCCUUUUCAAUAAUAAAAUUAUACAGGCUGACAUUGCACAGAAAAUGGUUUCCAUACCAACAAAAUACAUUUACAGUCCAGGAAUAGUUUCUGGUGGCUUUGAUGACCUCUUUCAGGAUCUCUUAUUAGGAGUGAUUCAUGUACUGUCCAAAGAAAUAGAAAUAGAUUAUCACCUUGAAAACAAUGGAAGAAACAAAUCACUUUCUAUGCAUAGAAAUAAUAGUGUAUCCAUUUGCAACAAAAUCAACAGACAGGCAGGCCCCAGAGACUGGCAGUUAUCGAUGAAACAAAUUGAUCAACUUUUUCAAAAAAAUAAAUUAAAUUACCUUGCAUGUAAGCUAAACAGCCUGGUUAGUAACCUAAAAACAAGUGAAUCCAAAGAAGUUGUCAAUAAAGUUUUUAAUAUUGUUUCUGAUUUAUUUUCACCAGAUGAAUGCCCAGAUAGGGGUACGGAUUCUGAUAAAAUACAAAGAACAUUUGUCUCCUCCUCAAAUAAUGAACAACCUAAUAGCAUAUUUAGAAAUAACUCACAGCUCUCCUCAAAAUCAGUUUUUCUUCUCAGUGUUGUAUGUGAGAAACUUAUCAGAAUUCUUUUGGAAGAAUGCACAAGCAAUGUCUUUCUUGAUAAUGGAUCUGUUUCAGAGGAAACAUCAGCAGAAGAAUGUCGAUUUUUAAACAUGCUUCAAAGUGUAGAAGAUGGAAAAUCUGAUUAUUGUAAGAGAGGAAUGAACUGUGAAUUCCUUCAAGGAGAUUACAUGUCAGACCUUUUGGAAAAUGUGGCAGAAAUUGAUCAAGACUUAUUGUCAUCAGACUCUAUGCUUACUAUUAUUUCCCACAGUUUGGUUAAAUCAUUGAUGAACAAAUUAUCUCACGGUAUACAACAAGCUCCUGAAAGUCUACCUUUUGAAAAUGAGCAUUUGAACUACAGAACAAGAGAAAUACAGUCAAGUCUCACAAAAGCAAGAAAGCCAGAAUUAACAGAAUUAAGACAAAGUAAAUGCUCUUUAGGACUCAGGAGUUAUGACAGUAAUUCUUUGACAGUAUCCCUGAAUAAUCCCAAUGUGGUUAGCUCCAAAAUGCAAGCACCAUUUGGCAAGCAUUGUGCAGUGAAAUCCUCUUCUGUGUCAUCACUUGAAAGCCAGAGAACAAAAGAAAUGGAUAAGGUAGCCAUUCCUAAUAAGCUACAUCAGGAAGGUAUAUAUGCUGGUGUUUAUUCAGCCACAUUUUUGGAAGGAAUAAUUUCAGAAUUGUUUUUUAAUCUCUCUACCUCGUUGUGGGGUAAAAAUAAAAACAUCGCUGUGUCCUGGCUCAAUGAGAUGAAUACAUUAUUUGUCAACAACGUAGUGAAUGAAUUUAAUAAAGCUCAAGUCACUGUUCUACGGAAUGCUGAAGAAAGACUGUGUUUUCCACCAGUUCAUACAGAAACUGUUAGCAAAAUUGUCACCUCAGUUUAUUAUGAUGUUUUACAGCAGUAUGAAUUAAAAGUAGCCGGCGGUAAUGAUCUGAUACAUGACAAUGCCUCAAUAGCAGAACAAAUAACAAAUGGCAUAUUGUUGGAGGUUUUAGACUACAAACUGCCAUCUUUCCUCAGGGAAUAUCUCAUACCCCAUUCAUGUUACCCUCUAAAACCUGAAAUUAUAUUGCAAAAGCUUCAAAAUAACCUGAGAGAAUUUACUUCCCUACCCAGGUCUUCAUCAGACUAUAGUACCAUGUUAUCACAUUCAUUUUUAGAAGAUGUCAUCAGAAGGCUUUUAUCUCAGCUCAUUCCUCUGCCCAUUACAUGUUCCUCUUUAGGAAAAAAAUAUUUAAUGAGUUCAGAUUUUAAUGAAAUGUCCACUUGUAUAGUAAAUAAGGUUAUGUCAGCCAUUUCCAAACAUAAAAUCUGGUUGACUGUAUAUGAUAAUAAAUAUCUAUAUACUGGAAAAAACCUACAGAAGAUGGUGGAUUCUAUUUAUGGUAAUAUUUUGCAAAUGUCUGACUCUGUUGUUUCUAUACAAAAAAGUAUAAUAAGCCGAAGCCCAAUUAUGGUUGACCAAAUAGCCAGUUUUAUCAUCCAAGAGAUUAUUGAAAAUCAUCUUCAACCAUUUUUGAGUGGAGAGGUUUUAUGUCAUUCAAAGAAUCCACUGGAUCCAGUAUCCACCAUGGUUAAACAGGUUCUGAGUGAAGUGAUAGAGUUACACAGACCUCAGAAGCAAUCACCUUUAGGUAUUCCCCCUGAUUCAUUUGUAAGGGAGAUUGUUGCCAGACUUUUGUCAAAGAUUUUCACCCCAAAGCAUAACACCGAAAUUGAGUUGAAAAACAUGACUCAAAGAAUAGUAAACUCUGUAAACAGCCAUUUUGAUAAAACUGAAAUUCACACUCUCUGUGAUGACAAAGAACAGUCUUUCUCCUCUUUCGAUACAGAUAUUGUGGAUGAACUUGUCACCUCAGUUUAUAGAAAUGCUUUAAAGCAGCAUGGGCUAGACCUUGCUAUUGAUAAAGAGUCUGAAGAUAGUGGCAUUUUUGUGGAAAAUAUUACCAACCUAAUUGUAGCAGCUAUUUCAGACUACCUUCUUCAUCCACUGUUUUCUGGGAAUUUGUCAGCUUCUACUGAUUCUAAUUCAGUGUCUGAGAAUAUUGUUCAGGACAUCCUUAGUAAUGUCAGUAAAUCUACUGAGCCAAGCCAGAGUUUACCUCUAUAUAACACCUUGCUGCCAUACACAUUUUUAGAAGAUGUUAUCAGAGUACUAUUAUCUAAAUUAUUUUCUUCUGCAUCUAGCCUGGCUCUAAACAGAGAAACCCAAAAAGAUUUAUCAAGAUCGAAUUUCAAUGAAAUUGCUUCAAACCUAAUUAGUGAUAUUCGGAUGAAAAUUUCUCAACAUAAAAUUCAAUUUUCAAAAGAGGAAGAAGAAACCAAAUUUAUUUAUUCAGAAGAUGAUAUUCAGCACCUUGUUGACUCAGUAUUUGAAAGCAUUGUGCAAACUUCUGGGUCUGAAGAAUCAGCUGUGCAAAAUAUCACAAGCAGUAAUGAUGUUCUUAUUGAAAUAAUAGCAGGCUUCAUCAUUAAACAUAUAUGUCAAAAACAUCUUCAGCCAUUUGUGAAUGGAAAAUCAUUACCUUCGUCAGACACAUGUUUUGAUGAUGAGAGAAGGCAGUUAUUUUAUACCAGUGUUUAUUCUUCAACAUUCUUGGAAGAUGUAAUCUCUGGAGUUUUAAGAAAAAUAUUCCACCGGGUAGUAGGCAUUGUACAAACAAAAUCCGUAGGAGAUUCAGAUGAUGAACUGUUUGAGAAAGCUGAAGAACUCAUACAUUUGAUAACAGGGGAAUUCGCAAAAGCCCAAGUUAGCAUUAUAGAUAAUACUGAGGAAAGAUCGUGUUUACCUCCAGUGGAAGGGGCUGCAGUCAAAACAAUUGUUGACACGGUGUACAGCAAAGUUUUGCAAGAAUAUGAAAUGGAAGUAUUUCCCAAUAAAGAUUUUCUAAAUAACACAAAGACUUUGGCUACCAGAAUAACUAAUAUCAUCCUGGCUGAAAUUUUUGAUUUCCAAAUUCAUCCAGAUCUUAUAGCAAGUCUGCCUUUUAAGUCACAUUCCAAACUCAGCACAAAUGUUUUAAAAAAGAGAGUUCAAGAUGAUAUAAGUAAAUCAAGAUUCCAAAGACAAGCUUCAACAAUCUAUACCACUAUGUUAUCACAUAGUCAUUUGGAAAAAAUCGUCACUCAGCUUAUAUCUCAGAUGAGUCCAUUGGACACCAGUGCAGAACAGUCAGAUACUACUAAAUCAGACUUAAGUAAUACAGUGAUAAAACUGAUAAGUGAAAUUAUGUCAAUAAUUUCAAAACAUGAAAUAUGUAUUAUUAAAUAUGGGAAUAAAAGACAGAGUGUGAUUUCAGCAAAAGAUAUCCAGGCUAUGGUUGAUUCCAUUUAUGCUGAUCUUUCUCAUUCAAAUAUAUACCAGUCCAUUACAAAAGAAAAAAAGAGCAUAAGUGACAUACCUGUUUCAAAAAUAGCAAGUUUUAUAAUAAAAGAAGUCUUUAAUCGUCAUAUUCAAUCAUUUUUAUCUGAAGAUAAAACUCUCCUUUUGGCUGCAGUUGAUCAAACUUAUAAAUCGAAAGCAAUAGACCCUAAACAAAGAGAAUUAUCUUUUAUUGUGAACUCAUCUGUCUUUUUGGAGGAAGUAAUUUCUGAACUUUUAUGCAAAAUUCUUUAUGCAUUUUCACAUAAUAUGUUGGUUACUGAAAAUCCAGAUAGAGUGAAAUAUGAACUUACCAGCAUUGUUACAACUUUGGUAAAUUCAAUUGUUCUGGAGUUCACCAAAUCAGAGAUUUCAGUUGCAGAUAACUUUGAUGAAAAUUUACGUUUCUCAGAAAGAUAUAAAGAAAUGGUACAAAAAAUAGUCAUCUCAGUAUAUGGAAAAAUAUUGGAUCAAUAUAAAUCUCUCAUUCAAAUAUAUAGGGUUAUACAAAGUGACACAAUCUGCUUUGGUAGGAAAAUAUAUUAUUUGCUAUUGGAAGAAAUUUAUGACUAUCAGGUGCAGUCAUUAGUUUCAGGAGAAUUAGCGUCAUCUUCUUAUUCUUACCCCCAAGCUGAUAAUAUAAUCAGAAAUGUGCUUAACAUAAUCACAAAGGAUAGCCAUGCCUCACCAUCAUAUAUGACUGUGUUGCCUCAUUCUCUUUUAGAGGACAUGGUUUACAGGCUUCUAGUGCAUAACUUCCCUUCAGCUCACACUGAAAAUGAACUAAAAGAGGAAGAGGUUUCAUCAGAUGAUGAACUUGUGGAUGCAGCUUCAAAAUUGACUGAUGAAAUUAUAAAAGAAAUUUCUGAACAUGAGGUUCGACUUUCCAUGGCAGAGGAUAAUGCAGAGAGUAUGCGGUUAGAACCUACUGAAAAUUUAGUCGACUCCAUAUGUAAUAAUAUUUUGAAAACUUCUGAAUUCCAAGCUGAAGUACAAAAAGAUGCAGACAAAAAAGGACGCUCAUUCCUCAGCAAAAUAGCUGGUUUUAUUAUGAAGGAAAUCAUGUAUCAUCAUUUACAGCCAUUUUUACAUGGUGAAGAAUCAUCUUUCAGUGACUUACCCAAUUAUGACCAUGUCUCUGAACUUGCUAAAUCUGGUAAAGAAAAGACACAGCCCUCUCUAUAUUCAGCUACAUUUUUGGAAGACAUAAUCGUUAACCUGGUUCACAAAUUUUGUUGUCUCCCCAUUAUUACUGAAGAUUCUAGGAAAAAUGAAAUGGCAGAGCCAGAUAUUAUGGGGUUGGCUCUAAAAUUUUCAAAUUCUCUGAUAAGGGAAUUUAAGAAAAGUGAAAUAAAAGUUUUACCAAAUGCUGAAAAAAUGUUUUCUUUUCCACCAAUUGAUAAAGAGACAGUUGAUAAAAUAUCCAAUUUUGUAUAUGAUCAGUUCAUAGAAAAAUGCACAUCUAAUGAUACUCAGAAAGGUGAUGAAAGUAACAUUGCUAUAGGGAUGAUUGCUGCUCUAGCCCAGAAGGCAAUGUCUGCAUUCAAGAUUCAAUCACUUUUUUCAGGAGACUGGUCUUCCACCUUCUUUUCAUUUCUAAAUCCAGAUAAUAUCACCCAAAGGGUUCAACAUCUACCACAAAACACCUCUACACAAAUAAGCAGAUGCUUAAUAGAGAACCAACUCCCUUUACCAGAUCAAUCAUAUAAAGAUACUUCUUCCACUUCAGACUGCAAAAGCACAGUGAGCACUUUGGAAAUAAAUAGAGAUACAGUGAGUAGAACGAAAAGUUUUAAAACUAAGGACACAUCGAUGACAAAAGGUGACAUCCAAAAUCCAGUACUUAGCUCUACAAAUGCAAUUAUGAAAAGCAGCAUAAUUAACCUGAUAUCAGAGUCAGCCACAGGUGUGACAAAUAAGAAGAACAUGGAUGAAAAUAAAGUGGGAAUUUGUACUCAAAAACAUAGUGAGAAUGUAUCAAAAAUCACUUCUUCAACUACCAGUGUGAAAAGUAAAGAUACUCAGGAGCCAAAUUUGAGUGAAACAUUUAAAAAUAAUGAAAUCGAGAGGAAAAGACAUUUAAUUCCAAAAUAUAAAGAAGGGCAGGAUGACAAGGUGCACACACAUUUUCCAUUAAUAAUUGAUAAUAUAGAAUAUGAGAAGGAAGUACUUGGAUCAGAUUCUGAAAUAGCCUAUAAAAAGAAGAUUGACAAUGCAAAAGAAAGAUCAUUUAAAAAAGAUGGCAAGCUCUUUCAGUUACCUUCUUCAAAAUCCAGGAGAAAUCUAGGGACUCCAACGGAGACUUUGGAAAUAGGAACUCAAAGCAAUGAGGGGAGAAGAGACUCUCCGACCCAAACAGACAGGGAUGAGGAACACCACUCAGAUUAUGAACAUGUUCAAAGUGUCAUUGAAAAUAUUUAUGAGGAUGUUUUACAACGAUCUUCUUCUCCAGAACCAGCAUAUUAUUCAAAACUCAGUUAUGACAAAAGCACCCCAGGUGAUAAUGCAUUAAAUGUAAUUCAGGAGGUCAGCAGGGAUUCGGCACAGUCUGUUACGACAAAAAACUUAUCCUUCUCAACUAACAAAAAUGUCCCUGCCAAAGAAAAAGAAGAGACAGAGAGAGAAAAAGAGGAAGUAAGAGAAGAGAUUAAAAGUGAACCCAGUAAACCAGAUGGCCCUCAGUACCAACCAAAAAAUAAACCUGGAAUUUUUCCCGCUAAAUUUUUAGAAGAUGUUAUUACUGAGAUGGUUAAAAAAUUGAUCUUUUCUUCUAUACCAGAAACACAAAUACAAGAUAGAGGUCAAAAUAUCUGUGAUGAGAAAAAUCAAGCUAAACUCUAUGACACUGCUAUGAAACUCAUCGAUUCACUGUUAAAGGAGUUUUCAGAUGCUCAAAUUAAGGUUCUCAGACCAGACAAGGGGAAUCAGUUUUUCCCACCUGUGGGAAAAGAGCCAACAACAGAUGAAGCACCAUCCAGCAUUAAGAUGAAAUCUGCAGAUAAAAUGCCACCUGUCAAUAAAAUGACUAAAAAACUUUCAAUUAAGAUGCCAUCAACUGACAAAACAUUGGUCAAUAAAGUUGUUCACUCUUCUGUUUGUAAUAUUUUAAAAGAAUAUGGAUCUCAAGACUCUAUUUGUAAGAAUAUAAACAGUAAUGGAGAAAAUUUAGCAAGAAGACUAACUAGUGCAGUGAUAAAUGAAAUUUUUCAACAUCAGCUUAACUUGAUAUUUUGUGAUGAGGUUUCAGUUUCAGCAUGUUUGCCUCUGGAAUCUAAGGAUGUUGUUAAAAAGGUCCAAAAGUUGGCCCAAACAGCCAGCAAAGAAUGUCAAACUUCAUCACCAUAUACAAUAAUAUUACCUCAUAAAUUUUUAGAGAAUGUGAUUUCUGCUCUUUUAUCUAAAAUUUUCUCAACAAUAUCCAGCAAAGAAACAAGAAAACUUGAGGACAAUUUGUUCACAGAACUGGAUGUCUUUCAAAUUAAGUUAGUAAGUGCAGUUGCAACAGAGAUCUCCCAAAAUAAACAUAUGAUUAUACAGUAUGCAGAAUCCUUACAAUCUGAUGAUCAUGAAAUUACUCAGUUAGUGGUUCAGUCUGUUUAUAACAAUCUCUUGCCACAGUUUGGAUCACAAGAGAUCAUACAAAAUUGUGUCACCAGUGGAUGCAAAAUCCUUUCAGAAACCAUAGUUGACUUGGUUUUACGAGAAGUGGCUGGCAAUCAGUUGCAGAGCUAUUUUUGUGGAGAGCUAACUCCACAUCAGUGUGUGGAAGUUGAAAACAUUGUUGAAAAUAUCCUUAAAGAUGUUUUCCAAACUACUGAUGUGCCCUUACCUAAACCAUCACAUGUUCAUAAACUGUCUUAUAACAUAAUAGAAGAAAUUGCUGUGAAAUUUUUAUCAAAGCUUUUAUCUGUAUUUCCAAAAGUACAUAAAGAAAGAACCAAAUCCUUAGAAAAGGAAAUGCUAAAAAUAACUUCAAAAAUAUUAAAUUCAGUCCAAGGAUUUAUCUUCAAAAGUAAGAUUAAACUUGUAGCACCCACCAAGGAAUCACCUACUGUACCUGAAGCUGAUAAUGCAACUAUUGAAAACAUAGUUAAUUCUGUUUUUACCACUGUUUUAAAGCACUUUGGUUCUUUUACUUCUAUAUUUAAAGAUUUAAUGGGUAAAGGUAGUGUCCUCUCAGAUAUAAUAGGCUUUUUAUUGGUGAAUGUAAUUUCCAAUUCUGAAUUUCAACCUCAAGUAGAGGAAGAAGUAUCAAAUUCAGAAUUAGUUCUGGAAGCUGUCAAAAUUAUGGAAAAAGUGACCAAAAUUAUUGAUGAACUUAAGUCUCAGGAAAAGUAUUCAUCCAGAAAAGGUUUGACAUUAGAUGUCAAACUUUUAGAAGAGGUGUUGGCCUUGUUCUUGGCUAAACUAGUAAGGUUGCCAAGUUCCUCAAGCAAAGAUGAAAAAAACUUAUCAAAGCCUGAGUUAAAUAAAAUUGCAUCUCAACUGACAAAAUCUGUAACAGCUGAAAUUUCCAGAAGUAGCAUUACUCUAAUAGCUUCUGAUCCUGAAAAACGCUGUUUAAAUCCAGAAAAUACAGAAAGGGUUUAUCAGGUUGUUAAUUCUGUUUAUAAUAAAAUACUACAACAAUCAGGAACCAACAAAGAACUUUAUUAUGACAUAAAAGAUACAAACACAGUCUAUCCUAAAAAAGUGGCUAGUUUAAUUAUUGAUGGAGUUUCAAGUUUUCCAUUAGAUACAAUUGGCUCAACAAUUUCAAAUGCUGAUCUCUCUGGAGAGCUAGACAUUAACAGAAUUGUUCAAAAGGCACAAGAACAUGCUAUUAAUAUGAUUCCUGAAUCGGAGGAAGAACAAUUAGAUCAAGUUUCAUCUGAAGAGGAAUAUCCUAUUAAAAUAGUUCCACACAUUGGGAAAAAACCAGUCAAAAUAGAUCCAAAAAUUAUUUCUGAACACUUAGCAGUUAUUUCUAUAAAAACUGAACCUCUUGAGAAACUUAAGCAGGAGUGUUUGAAAAGAACAGGAUGUAGCAUCGCAGAACUGAGAAGAGCAUCAAUAAGUGGGAGAAAUUAUUACUCAGAAUCACCUAAUUUAGAAAAUAAAAAGAGAGAAAGACGUACCUCACUGGAUAAGACUGGAAAACUGGAUGUAAAACCCUUAGAGGCUGUUGGCAGAAAUUCAUUUCAGAAUAUAAGAAAGCCUGAUAUUACAAGGGUGGAGCUCUUAAAAGAUGUGCAAAGCAAAAGUGAUCUUAUUGUUCGAUUAGUGGCUCAUGAUAUUGAUCAAGUGGAUUUGGAAAAUUACAUAAAAGAAGAACUUGAUUCUGAUGAAGAUGAAGUUGUUUUAAGAGAGACUGUGGCAGAAGAAAAAGGCGUUGAAGUAUUUAAAGAUCAAGUAAAAGAAGUCAAGAAGCUAGAAGAAAACAAAGUUUCUCCUAAGUCAACACUAAGCACUAGCAGCCUGAAAAAGCUUUUGUCACUAAGUAAAUGUUGUCAGACCACAGCCAGUGCAAAUAUUGAAAAUAUUGAAGCAACCUCAAAUCAGGUAACAGAAUCGAAGGAGACACAUGUUAAAAGAGCUGUUGCUGAGCUUGACAUGGCCAUAAAAAAAGCCAUGCCUGAAACAGCCUCUUCAUCUUGGGAAGAAAAGCCACUGUGUAAGAAAGAAGAGAAGAAUCUUCUUACUGAACCACCACAUUACUUCAUACACAGAAUUAUGAGUUCAUCUUCAUACAACCAAGAAGAUCUCAUUUCAUCUACUGGUGAGGCUGAAGAUUGUCACUCAGAUCCAGGUGCUAAAAUAUUAGAAGAAAGUUCUCAGGAACAAAAGUCAGAGAAUAGAAGCAGUGUUGAAUUUAUCACCAUCUUUGAAAGAUCCAAGGGUGUUGGCAAUGCAAAUUCUUCAAACAUUUCAGAAACUCCCAAGCCCGAUGUCUCCAAACAAGGAUCUAAAAUGCUGGCAAAAAUGUCUUCAGCUUUGUCAAAGGUGUUUUCUCGAUAUAAUACCAAUAUUUCCAGAUCUUCUUCACCAGCUCACCAUGAUGAGCACUAAAGCUUUUGUACCUGACAUAAGUAUGCUUACUUCUCUUAGAAAAUAAAAUGAUUUUUAAAGCAUA